This is a messenger RNA of Vanrija pseudolonga, 1230 nucleotides long. RefSeq lists its product as uncharacterized. The record is from RefSeq and is a predicted model, not a curated record. Bases 1 to 1230 code for a protein of 409 amino acids. Lineage: Eukaryota; Fungi; Basidiomycota; Tremellomycetes; Trichosporonales; Trichosporonaceae. The transcript has 4 exons.
AUGGGCACCUCGCAGCUGGUCUGUGCGACACUUCUCCUGGCGGCACUCCCCGUGACCCUCGCCCUCAGCCCCAACCUCUACUUCAACACCUCCUUCACCGACCUCGACGGGUGGUGGAACUUUGGUCCUCGACCCUCGUCGUGGGUCGUCCGCGAGCUCGCUCCGCUCGGCAUCACAACCGAGGGCCCCUCCUGGCAUUCGACCAACAGCAGUUUAAUCACAUCAGGCACCCCGGCGGUAGCCAACCUCGCCGUCUACGCAACAUGGGCACGUAUCAACAUCUCCGUGGACGACACCCCCACCACCAUUCAAGUCACCACUGAUCGACAGUUCCAAGGUCCACUUCCUCCUUGGUCGACAGCCACCAACACGACAGGCAACUGGACGAUCAACCUCGGCCGCUCUCCCAUCUCCGACAUCUACAACGCGACCCUCACAGUAACCAACGGCUCGGCGUCGAUUUACUCGGUCGAGCAGACGAUAGGGAUCCAGACACAGCAAACCGACGUGACCCAACUCCUCCUCUACACCGCUCCAAUCGUCAACUCUACCAAGCUCAACCCUCUGUACACCUGGAGUGGCGAUUGGAGCCUCUCCCCCUUCAACGACCCCUUCUCCGGUGUCGUCCAAACGGCGGUCGGUGGCCCAGGCUCCUCCGUCGCCAUCCCUAUCCCCGCCAAUGCGUCGUUUGUCCUCAUACAAGGUGUGCGCGGCCCCGCGAACACCGAUGGGUUCGUCGACUUUGACCCGCCGGCGCCAUGGGGAAAGACGGUCCGCUUCUGGUCUCACGGCGCUACACCCAACGGCAUGACGCUAUUCUCUACACCCAUCGACCCAACAGUCCUCUACUCGAUGACGGUACGAGCAGGUAGCGGCCCCAUCGGGCUCUACCACACGCAAUACAUCAGUGGCCUACUUGACAACUCGAACUGGCCUGUUUUAAACGGAACCACGCCUUCGGUCACUACCACGACGUCUACCCAGGUAUCAGCGUCCGCAACAUCCCGCCCUGCAUCCACCACUCUCUCCACCACCAAUCUUGGCGGAUUGAUUGGGGGUCUAGUCGCCGGUAUCACUGCCGUCAUCGCCGUCAUCAUCAUUACCGUCCUCUAUCGCCGCAACAAUCGGCGGUCCUCCAAGCCCGUGGCCCUGGACACUGUCGACCUCGCUGACAUCCGCGAUGAGGACGUGCACCUCACGCCUUUCACCCAAGGUGAGUUGUGCAGUUGA